AUGAAGGAAAAGAUCAAGGCCGUACUCCAUAGAAGGAAGGGGUCAACACCAAUCCAAUCGCCCCGUGCCUCAUAUGAGCAGUCUGAAGGGGCUAGUCCACGUGCUGAACAUCUUCCUAGCUCUCCCCGUCAAAGCCAUCGACGGAGUUCUUCGACUUCUCAGAGUGCCUCUCCUCGAACAGAGCAUGCACAACAACCCAAGACCAUUCACACAAACGGCACAGCCACUCACUCAGCUACCCUGCCGCCUGAAUCUGUGCAUAAUACCCAGCUUGACAAAUCUGCCUCUGAUGAAAACACACCCAUUCCCUCUGCACUUGCACCCAGCAAACAGUCGAUAGUGGCAGGUACCAAUGCCGGUCACUCAGUACCGUCUCAUAAUGAUCUAUCAAAGCCCCUCCCACCAACACCAAGUUCCACCAGCUACAACCAAGGCGAUGCUCGAGACAAACUGGUCGGCAGGGCCGUCACUACCAAUGGUAGUAUUGUAGGGGGAGCGCAAUCACCCGAUCUAGAAGGCCUUGCAAGGUCACCGCAGAGCUUGGGGAGCGAACACCACGUACACCAGGAUAUGGCUGUCAAGCCUGCGGGGUUCGAUUCUACGAGCGAUACGCACGAUGUGUAUGGUGGUGAUGAAGAGUGGCAGGUCAAGCAGAAAUCGAUGCUCAAUGGCAUCAUUGAUUUGAAUGACACGGUUGAAACAGACAGAGAGACAUCGUGGGCACCUGCGGUCACACAUGAAGUUGUCAAACCACACGAGCAUGAAAUUGUCCAGCACAAAAUCUAUCGAGAGAUUCACAACUAUACCUACUACCACCGACUGCAGCCUGUAAUGCAGACCGAGGUUCUUCCACCUCGUCACUUUAUCCCCAAUCCCGAUGGAGAGGGCCUGAUUGAGAUUUCUGCUGAUGAGCUGCCUUCUCGCACAGGCAAAAACAGGUGGUGGGAUAUUGUGCAAAAGGAACCGGUGCUUCCAGAAGCUCCAUUCCAAUGGCGGACCGAGCCGCAAAUUAUCGAGGGGAAGCCAUACAUGACGGAUGAAGGCUUUGAGCGCAGAGAAACCACCAUUAUAUACCCACCGACAUUGGAAGACAUGUCGGAUUACGAUGGAAUAGUGCAGCCAGUUCAUUUCGACCACAAGACCGGGAAGCGCUGGUUGGGAGAGCUGACAACCAUCGAUAAGCUACAGCGACAAGUAGAUGGUGCAAACGAAGAGGAUUUUAUGACGAUGAAGAACAUCACGGCCGACUUGCCUGAAAUCCCCAACAGCCCGUCGGUCAAGCGAAGGCCUGUUGCUAGAGACUCGCUGUAG
Messenger RNA from Bipolaris oryzae ATCC 44560, 1311 nucleotides. RefSeq lists its product as uncharacterized. The record is from RefSeq and is a predicted model, not a curated record. Lineage: Eukaryota; Fungi; Ascomycota; Dothideomycetes; Pleosporales; Pleosporaceae. The transcript is spliced from 3 exons. Bases 1 to 1311 code for a protein of 436 amino acids.